Messenger RNA from Anoplophora glabripennis (Asian longhorned beetle), 1225 nucleotides. RefSeq names its product ribokinase-like. Gene Ontology annotation, biological process: D-ribose metabolic process. The transcript is spliced from 5 exons. The coding region runs from base 103 to 1032 and encodes 309 amino acids. The record is from RefSeq and is a predicted model, not a curated record. NCBI's taxonomy places the organism in Eukaryota, Metazoa, Arthropoda, Insecta, Coleoptera, Cerambycidae. Gene Ontology annotation, molecular function: ribokinase activity.
UUGAUAAUAUUUGCUUAAACAUUAAGUAUAUUAGGUGUUAUAUUUAAAUGUGUACCUAAUAAAAUUAAAGUUUAUGUACAGUUAAUCAGUUAAUACUAAGAAAUGGUUUCCAAUCAAAUUGUUGUUAUCGGUUCAUGCAUGGUGGAUUUUGUUAGUUAUGCACCAAGAUUACCAAAAACUGGUGAGACCAUUCAUGGAAGAAAAUUUGUAACAAACUUUGGUGGAAAAGGUGCAAACCAAUGUGUAGCAGCUGCAAAAUUAGGAGGAGAAACUGCACUUAUAGCAAGGGUAGGGGAUGAUGUUUGGGCAAAAAAAUAUAUUGACAGCUUAUGCAAAGAUGGUGUUAAGGUGGAUUAUGUCAAAGAAACAGAAUCGUUUUCAACUGGUAUAGCACAAAUAAUUGUAUCUGAUACAGGAGAAAAUCAGAUUGUUAUUGUAGCAGGAGCAAAUAAUGAAUUGAGUGUAGAAGAUGUCGAGUGUGUAAAGGACGUAAUUACUAAUGCUGCUGUUGUAGUAUUGCAGUUAGAAACAUCAGAAGACGUAGCUAUCAAGGCAUGUCAGCUGUGUAGAGGAAUAUCAAUAUUAAAUGGUGCACCUGCUCUCAGUAAAUUUGAUCUGCAACUGCUACAACUACCUACAAUAUUUUGUGUUAAUGAAUCGGAAGCAACAGUAUUCACAGGCCUGCCAGUUAAUAAUGUUUGUGAAGCUGAAGCUGCGGCUACUAAACUUCUGUUUUUGGGUUGUAAAAGUGUCAUUAUCACACUGGGACCAUUAGGUGCUAUUUAUGUCAAUAAUGAAGACAAACAAUUUAUUCAUAUUGGAAGUCCAUUGGUGAAGAGUGUAGAUUCCACAGGAGCAGGUGAUGCCUUCAUUGGAGCGCUUGCUUACCUUUUAGCAAACGAAAAGGAACACGGAAUCCAGAAGUCUAUUCAACUUGCAUGUAUUGUUGCGGCGGAUACUGUAACUCGUCCUGGAACACAGACAAGUUUUCCCGGUCCAGAGAUACUGAAAUGUAGAAAACAGGAUAACUAGAAAUACAGAGCAAAGGUGCUCCAUUAAAUAAAUAUCAAUUGUCUGUGUUCACGUUUAUACUUGUAAAUUUAUAUUCAGUGGCAAUUAUACUUACCAUUAUUUAUCAUACAUUUUUUAUUGUUUGAUCGUUAUUUUUUACUUAUUCUGUUAUUUGUUUUUUUAUUGUCCAAAAAUAAAGUAGUAUGUGCUUUUA